This is a messenger RNA of Vanrija pseudolonga, 2157 nucleotides long. RefSeq names its product Farnesylcysteine lyase (gene FLCY). Gene Ontology annotation, biological process: prenylated protein catabolic process; prenylcysteine catabolic process. Gene Ontology annotation, molecular function: prenylcysteine oxidase activity. The transcript is spliced from 4 exons. NCBI's taxonomy places the organism in Eukaryota, Fungi, Basidiomycota, Tremellomycetes, Trichosporonales, Trichosporonaceae. Bases 15 to 1640 code for a protein of 541 amino acids. The record is from RefSeq and is a predicted model, not a curated record.
CCCACAUCCCCAAAAUGCCAAGCUGGCUGACCCCGCGCACAGUCCUCAUCGGCUCGGUCUUCCUCGCGCUCUUCGGCGUGCUCUACUUCCCCGCCCUCUCGGCGGCGCCGCCAACUCGCACACCCACACCGCCCCAUCUCGACCCGUACGCCCCGCACCAGGUCGUGCUGGGCCAAACGUCCCCCAAGCGCGUCGCCGUCGUCGGCGCCGGCGCCUCCGGGUCCGCGGCCGCAUGGUUUCUCACACGCGCCGCGCGCAUCGCCGAGGCGCGUGCCGGCAAGCCUGUCGGCAGCUUGCUCGCCCCAGUGGUCGUUUACGAUAAGGAGGCCUACGUCGGCGGCCGGAGCACGGUCGUGUUCGCGCACAACGACACGACGGUCGACGCGAGCGAGCUCGGCGCGGCGAUAUUCGUCGGCGCGAACCGCAACCUCGUGAACGCGGCCAAGCUGUUCAACCUGACCACCUACGACGUCGACUUUGACGGCGGCGUGGGGAUCUGGGACGGGCGCGAGUUCCUCUUCACGACCGACGGCACCAAGGGGUGGUGGGGGAAGAUCUGGACUGGGGUCGCCGCGUUCCGGCGGUACGGUGCGCUCAGUCCGUUUCGCCAGGGGCGGGCGACGACGGCGCUGUUGCGCAAGUUUAAGCGGCUGUACGACCCCGCGUGGCUUGCUGCGCGCGGCGCGCUGCCUUCGAUCGAGGAGUUUGCGGCCACUGUCGAGCUCAGCACCGAGCUCACGUCCGAGAAGGGCGUCGACUGGGCGCGCGGCGAGAAGCUCAGCGAUCGGUGGAUCUCGGAGAUGAUUGAGCCGAGCACGAGGGUGAACUACGCGUCCGACCUCGACGUCAUCCACGCGCUCGGCGCGUCCGUGUCCCUUGCCACCGACGACGCCGUCGCUGUCGAGGGCGGCAACUGGCGCAUCUUUGAAGCCUUCCUCAACGACGCCAAGGCCGACGUGCGCCUCAACACGGUCGUGAACGAUAUUGAGCUCGAGGGCGACCAGUUCCGCGUGGUCUCCGACGACACGGACGACGUCUACGACCAGGUCUUCUUCGCUGCGCCGUGGGCGUCGUCGCCGAUCUCGCGGAAGCUCGAAAAACACUUUGACGAGGCGAUCCCGCCGCAGGAGUACGUCCACCUGCACACGACGUUCGCGACGACCAAGACGGACCACCCGGACCCGGCAUACUUUGGCUUCACGGACGGCGCCAAGAUCCCGUCGCAUGUCUUCACGACCGGCUGGACGGCGCGGGAGGAGGGCACGCCGGCCCCGCCGUUCCAGUCCAUCUCGUACCAGCGCACGAUCAACGGCGAGCGCGUAGUCAAGAUCUUUUCACUUGGCCCCAUCGACGACGACCACCUGGAGCGCAUCUUUGGCGAGAAGCCGUCCUGGGUCUUCCGCAAGGUGUGGGAGAGCUACCCCCUGCUUAGGCCAAUAGCCGCGUACGCGCCGGUCGAGCCAAUCCGCGGGCUGCACUACCUCGCCUCGCUCGAGCCAUGGGUGUCGACGAUGGAGACACAGACCCUGUCGGCGCGCGAGGCCGUCGCGCGCGUGGUUGAGCGCUGGUGGGGGCUUGGGCUCGGCGAGUGCGACGGCGGCGCCGAUGCCUGGGACUUUACCUGCAACGCGGGGGCGUAGAGCCGCAAGCGACUCGCGGCCAAGCCACGCUUCGCUCCUUCCUGUGUACACUGCCUCCUUCGUGUAAAGUAUCUGCCCGCGGCAUUCCGUAUGGAUACAUAUGUCUAGUGACGGCCGAAGCCUCGUCUAGUGACGCCCGCAGCCUCGUCUAGUUGACGGCCGUGGCCUCGUCUAGUGACGCGCGCCCGCGCCUACUCCUUGACCGAGUUGACAAACUCGUACACGAGCUCGACGACCUCCUUGGGCUUUUCAGCAUGCACCCAGUGCCCGGCGCCCUCGAGGGUCUCGAGGCGCAUGUUGGGGAAGUAUGCCUGGCAAACAGGGAUGUUGUACUUGUUGAGGUACUUGCUGUCGCCGCCCUUGAUGAACAGCGCCGGCCCGUCCCACUGCGGGGAUGUCGGCGUGACAGGCGGCGGCGGGGUGAAUGGAAACCGGCCGAGAUUGUCCACCUGCAGCUUGAGCAGGCGCAGCGGGAUGCGGAAGUCGAUCACGCCGUCGUCGCGCGCCACGGCGUUGG